This is a messenger RNA of Desarmillaria tabescens, 900 nucleotides long. RefSeq lists its product as uncharacterized. NCBI's taxonomy places the organism in Eukaryota, Fungi, Basidiomycota, Agaricomycetes, Agaricales, Physalacriaceae. The record is from RefSeq and is a predicted model, not a curated record. The coding region runs from base 310 to 786 and encodes 158 amino acids. The transcript is spliced from 3 exons.
AUCGACACCCAGAAUACCAGUGAUAUACUCAACUUCUUGCUGCAUAAGCUUCUCGACAGCAGAUUGGCUGAGUGAUUCAUACUCAAUCUCGUACGAUUUCCGUUUACUGCUAGUGUCGACCUUGAAGUCCUCAUUAUAGGCGUCCAUGUCCAUGUCAUCGUCGUCGUCCACUGACCGUAAAUGAGUAUAUGGGGCAUACGGGCACUACUAAGCGCCGCGCUCACCAUCGUCUUGAGUUCCAUCUAACAUAUCUUCAUCAUCGUAGUAUUCGUCAUCAGAGAAGCUAUAGUCGGACAUGAUGGUAGGAGGAUGAGGAAGGGUACGAGGUCGUGGUGGCCGACGAAGUGGGCCCUGGGUGAGUCAAGGUCACGUGCCAUCCUUUCCAGUCGUUGCAAUGUAACGCGACGCCUUUGUCUCCUACUUUGUCACCCACAUGCUUCGCAGUAUACUGAAAAAGAGAUGAAUUUCGUUGGAGCAAUUCAGGAACUGAUCCAAAUUCCCAGCAAUUUACUAGCAACGAACCAAACUGACGGCAACCUGAUCUCGUUUCUGGGGUUUUGCCUCGUGUCUUGGUUUCAUAAAAUAGAAGCUCUUCGCCUUUCAAUUACUUUGCCACAUAGCGUCGUGAUGUUCGGGUGUUCUUCUCCCGUUGCGCGCAAUAUAAGAAUCACCCCUUGGGCUUUUCCGCAAAUCUCAGACUCGAUCUUACUGGCCGUGGCACUCUCCAUCGUUCUGGGCUCCCUCAUUGAGUUCCUCACUAUUAACCUUAAGCCUAUCUCCCGGUGACUUUUCCUUGGUGAAAUCCAAUAUGACACCCCUAGAAAGCUUUGACCAUCAGCAACUAAACGCCUCCAACGUCCCUUCGUCAAACAGGAGCAUUGCCCAAAGGCUGCGGCGAGA